Messenger RNA from Fusarium coffeatum, 2028 nucleotides. RefSeq lists its product as uncharacterized. The record is from RefSeq and is a predicted model, not a curated record. Gene Ontology annotation, cellular component: cytoplasm. NCBI's taxonomy places the organism in Eukaryota, Fungi, Ascomycota, Sordariomycetes, Hypocreales, Nectriaceae. Bases 1 to 2028 code for a protein of 675 amino acids. The transcript has 3 exons.
AUGGAAGGGGAGAACUCGUCGUUUCCAACCCUUCAGGUGAGUCUUGGAAACCCAAGGUCUUCCGAUGAGCCUGUCGCUGCUCCCGAGCGACACUUCACGACACUGUUCCCUUUGAUUUGUGAACUUGACACCCUAGGGGCUCUACCGGCUCUCGUCUUCAACUAUGACCGCCAAGAAUGCGAACAAUGUGUCCAGCACAUGCUGUCUCAACUCAAAGCCGCAGAAGAUGACUUCAAAGAAAAAGACCAGGCAUGGCGGCAAAAGGUCCAGAAGUUUGAGCAAUGGAGAAAACAAAAGGAGAGUGGUCCUUCUCUUGAUCGAUCCAAAACAAUAGAAGGUAACCUUUCCAAGCUGGACUUGGCUCGUGAAGAGGCCAGCAUUGAGACCAGCGUGUGGGAAAGCUUCGAUCCAAAUGCGCCGUUGGAUCGAUUCAGCUUUGCAGACACAAAAAAGGCACAGCAAAGUCAGCUCAACGAUAUGGUGUGCAGUCUGAGUAAGGACAAAGUUGCUUCGUGGCUGGUAGAUGCUCUUCGUCGUGGGUUGGGUGUCCACCAUGCUGGUAUGAACCGACGAUAUCGUCAAGUAGUGGAGAUGCUGUUCCGUCAGGGUUAUCUCAGAGUCGUUGUUGCCACUGGAACGUUGGCUCUUGGUAUCAACAUGCCCUGCAAAACCGUUGUGUUCAGUGGCGAUUCUGUUUUCUUAUCCCCUCAGAACUAUCGACAGGCUUCUGGCCGUGCCGGACGGAGAGGCUUUGAUCUCUUAGGUAAUAUUGUCUUCAAUGGCAUUCGUCCAGAACGGGUUCACGAAAUCAUGUCCUCGCGCCUCCCGGCCCUCAAAGGCCAAUUCCCGAUCUCGACAACCCUCAUUCUCCGCCUUCUUGGUCUUCUCGAUGGCACAAAGAACUGCGACUUUGCAGUCAAUGCAGUACACUCACUUUUGUCGCAAACUCGGCUGUACCUAGGAGGACCAGAGGCUGAGAUGUCUGUAAAGCACCACCUGCGAUUUUCGAUCGAGUAUUUGCGACGACAGAACCUUAUAUCGGCUAAAGGAGCACCUGUGAACUUUGCAGGACUAGUUGGUCACCUGUACUUUACAGAGAAUGCUGUUUUUGCAUCCACUCCUUACUUCGGGGUGGAGCGAACUUCAAAGAUUGCCGCUGUAGCAGCCCGGUCGUCUUCGGAGAUCUUUCUCAGACGUCUGCCAGAUUCAGCAGAGAAGCUCCUCGUGCGCCACAAUCAGGAUACAUUAUCCAUCUUUAAAGACUACGUCGAGUCGUACAUCAACCAGCACCUCGGAGACAAACCAGACCGAGAAUUGCCUUUGACUAAAGUAUCAUCUGUGCCUAAGGAUGCAUGCAAGCCCUCUUUCAUGGGUGGAAACCGGCCCAUCGUUCGGUCACCAUUUGCAGCUCUGUCUGGAUUUGGUGAUAACUUCACAUCCAUCAAGGAGUUGUGUUCAGACGUGAGGAGCGGUGUCUUCUUAGAAGAAUCCGCUAUACCAUUUAUCCCUAUCUACCCGCACGACACUCAUACCGAAUUCAACGCUUAUCUCUAUGACUUUUUCAAACAUGGCAGUUUGCCGGUACUAGUGCGCGACAACCGUAUCAAACAGGGAGAUGUUUGGUUCCACCUCAAAGACUUUUCACUCACACUCAAGACCAUUGUGACCAGUCUCAAGGGCGUCAUGAGUGCUGAGGAAGACUACGACUGGGAUGUUCUUCACGAAGAUGACAAUCAGAUGGAUGAACAGGGCGUGGGUCUGGACGAAUUCGAGAUACAAAAUCCAUCUGAGGUCGUUGAUAAGACUCCCAAGCUCUCUGCAAAGAGCAAGUCCAAGAUCAAAGUUGCAGAUAGUUGGGAUGAUGAUGAAAGUGAAGAGUCAGAGAACGAAAGCAUUGGGUCAACUGCUGCCAACACUUCAGGAAAUCUAUCAGAGGGAGACCGAAAGGGUGGGUUAAUGUUCGUCCUGAAGGCAUUCAAGUUGUUGGAAGAAGAAUUCGGAGAGAAGUUCUACAAGAUCGGUGCAUAG